Messenger RNA from Penicillium antarcticum, 543 nucleotides. RefSeq lists its product as uncharacterized. Lineage: Eukaryota; Fungi; Ascomycota; Eurotiomycetes; Eurotiales; Aspergillaceae. Bases 1 to 543 code for a protein of 180 amino acids. The transcript is spliced from 2 exons. The record is from RefSeq and is a predicted model, not a curated record.
AUGACCAUCUUCCAAUCUGCACCAUACGCAUCCCCAUCAGCCAGCAAUAUCUUCUGCGCAGAGUAUUGGCUUGCCUUCACUGUUUACCGUGAAUUAGCAGUAUCAACCACCAGCUCAAGGUCUUCCACACUCUCCACAUCUUCCCCCACAAGCGCCCCUUCCACCACCGCGGCAUCUACAACAUCUUCCAAUGAUUCUCCAACCACGGAGGCACCUACAGCCGCAGCAACCACCACAGCUUCCCAAGCCGCUGAUUCUCAGAUUGUGACAGGGGCACAAUCUGGUCAGAGCCAAGGCUGGAUUGCAGGAGCUGUGGUCGGCUCCAUUGCCGCGAUUGCCAUAAUUGCGGGUCUCAUUGGAUGGUUUUUAUAUCUCCACAAGAAAGCGCACCGAUUACCACGAAAGGAUGAUCCUACCAUGAGACAGAGUCUUCCUUGCCAGCAAAGUCCUCCUUAUCAACAGAGUUCUUACAAAGGACCACAGGAAAUGGAUACGACCUCCAAUCCAUUUGUACACGAGCUGAGCUCCUUUGGGUACAAAUGA